UUCCCCAUGGUAACGGUGUGUUGAUAGUCUUCAGUCAGUUGCAUGAUGAGACUUAAACGGCUGCACAUACGAUAUUACCCACCAGGGUUAUUCCUGGAUUAUGAGAAAGGUGGACAGUUAAAAACGAAAUCCAUCGAUCUGUUAAGUUUGACUCCAGAGACUGAUGUAAAUGAGUUACUGACAGACAUUAGAGCUGCCGAGCCUCUUAUCACUUCAUCAUGUGUCGAGCAGGUGAAAAUCCUCAUCCAAAAACUACAGGACAAAAUCGGCCAAAAGGAUGACCGCAAGUUCUACCUUUUCAGAGCACUUCAGGCUCACAUCUUACCCCUGACGAAUGUGGCCUUCAAUAAAUCAGGAUCGUGUUUUAUAACCGGAAGCUAUGAUAGGACAUGUAAAAUAUGGGACACGGCAUCUGGAGAAGAACUGCACACUUUGGAGGGUCACAAGAACGUUGUAUAUGCCAUCGCAUUCAACAACCCUUACGGAGACAAGGUUGCCACCGGCUCUUUCGACAAGACCUGCAAAUUGUGGAGUGCUGAAACAGGAAAGUGCUUCUACACAUUUAGAGGGCACACGGCUGAAAUCGUAUGCUUGGCCUUUAACCCUCAGAGUACCCUGGUUGCUACAGGCAGCAUGGACACCACAGCCAAAUUAUGGAAUGUUGAAAGUGGUGAAGAGGCGUCCACAUUGGCAGGUCACUUUGCUGAGGUCAUCUCUCUCUCCUUUAAUACAACGGGCGAUCAGUUGGUCACAGGAUCUUUUGACCACACGGCCAUUCUGUGGGAUGUUCCCUCUGGCAGGAAGGUUUAUGUUCUUGCAGGUCAUCGUGGAGAGAUCAGCUGUGUACAGUUUAACUGGGAUUGUUCCCUUAUUGUCACCGCCUCUUUGGACAAAACCUGCAAGGUUUGGGAUGUGGACAGUGGUCAGUGUCUAUCUACUUUGUUAGGUCAUAAUGAUGAGAUAUUGGACGUUUGCUUUAACUUCACUGGACAGUUGAUCGCAACAGCCUCUGCUGAUGGUACAUCAAGAGUGUAUAAUGCCAAAACAUUUCAAUGUUUAUGUAAAUUAGAGGGCCAUAAAGAAGAGAUAUCCAAGGUUUGUUUUAAUCCACAGGGGACACGCGUUUUGACAGCGAGCAUGGAUAAGACCGUACGUUUGUGGUGCGUGAGCACAGGAGCGUGUUUGCAGGUGCUGGAGGGACAUUGUGAUGAGAUCUUCUCGUGUGCUUUCAACUACGAGGGGGACACCAUCAUUACAGGCAGUAAAGACAACACCUGCAGGAUUUGGCACUGAGGCGCAAGCCGAGGAAAUGUUGGACUAACUCAGCUGGGGAUGUUACAGUAUUCCUACAGGAUUAUCUAUAGUAAUAUAUCAAGUACUGCCACAGUCUUUCUGCAGAAACGUGCAGGAAAAUAUUGACUCGUCCCUCAGUUUGGAAAAACAAUGCAUGUAGAGAAAUGCACUUACAAUGGAAGUUAAUGGAGCCAUCACUGUAUGGUGGCCCCACUGACUUCCAUUUUAACUGCAUGACUAUCAACACAGUUUUGACUGUGGAGUGACUGAAAAUGAUUUUUCGCAUAUAUUUCUUUGUGUUUAUUUAACACCCCUAUUUAGCAUACAAAUAUACUUUUAAAAUGGCGCUGGUUUAAUUUUAAAAAAUUAUUUUUCGUCGUAUUUACCCUUUUAUUUAGUUUUAUUCAUGCAUACAAGUGCAUUUUUUAAAUGACGCUGGUUCAAUGUUUAAAUUUUCAUGCAUUGUAUUUUUUUUCUGCAUUUGAUUCACACAAACAUGCCUUUUCCAAAUAAAAUGCCGUUGACAUCCAAAACACCAUACGCAAAUUUUAUUUUGAAAAGAUAAAUACAUUCAGAUACACUGUGACGGACCAGAUAGUUUGUGUGCUUUCAACAAUAUCAAAACACUUACAUUACUAUAAUGUCACUAUGCGGAGAGAACCGUAACGCAGCAGAUUUCACGUUUACAAGUCAACUUUUACGUGACAAAACUGUAUUGUACCGUACUUUAAACAUAUUCUAUACACUCUCAACCUUUACUGUAGUCUGGUGAGCCUUUUACGUUUGGUCCUGUCUUUGCCAUUAUAAAACAAAAAAAACAAA
Molecule: messenger RNA, 2115 nt
Organism: Misgurnus anguillicaudatus (oriental weatherfish)
Lineage: Eukaryota; Metazoa; Chordata; Actinopteri; Cypriniformes; Cobitidae
Gene: daw1
Product: dynein assembly factor with WDR repeat domains 1
Molecular function (GO): protein binding
Source: RefSeq, a predicted model, not a curated record